This is a messenger RNA of Elaeis guineensis (African oil palm), 622 nucleotides long. RefSeq names its product mitochondrial import inner membrane translocase subunit TIM8. Lineage: Eukaryota; Viridiplantae; Streptophyta; Magnoliopsida; Arecales; Arecaceae. The record is from RefSeq and is a predicted model, not a curated record.
CAAUCGGCCCAUUUAGACCCUACAAGUAGCGUUUUGAGGGUUUUAGGGCAACCAAGCUCCCUAAGGUUUUCGGAGAAGAGGCUGAGAUGGAGAGCUCCGCGGAGUUGCAGCGGUUCCUCGAGGAAGAGAAGCAGAAAGCUAUGGUUAGUGAGAUGGUGGGGAAGAUCACAAAUGUGUGCUGGGACAAAUGCAUUACUGGGACUCCUGGCAGCAAGUUCAGCUCCAGUGAAUCCACAUGUCUCACCAAUUGUGCCCAGCGAUAUAUGGACAUGAGUAUUCUCAUCAUGAAACGUUUUCAGUCUAUGCAGUAAACCACCGUCCUUUUCACCUAUCAGUCUACCCAUUUAACAUUUCAUCUUAAUUACUUCGAGCCAUGUUCUUCUGGAUGACAACUUCCAUUUAGUUUAAUACUUGACAUUGGUUGCAUACACAUUUUUCUGCUCAUGUUCUUAUCUGAUUCUAUACAAUAGUAUGCAACAUCUAUCAGUAAUUAAAAUCACUUCAUUCAACUGAAAAUAAAACGGAGCAGAAAAUCAAUGUAUUUGCUAUUGUUGGAACAGAGAAUUAUAUCUGGGCAUCUUAUUGUUGUAAUACAUGGUGAAGAUCCAGACGGCUCAGAGCA